AGAAGCGAAAGCUGCCAAACCAAACCAACCCAAGCCUCUUCCUCCCCGGAGCACACGCACGCAAUAUUCGUAUACUCUCGUUCUGCCUUUGUCUCCGUGCUCUGUCUUGAGGUGGCGCGGUGGUCAAAAAAAGAACCAAAAAAAAAAAUGCAGCAGAGCACCGCGGCGGCCUUCUCCACCAUCUCGCCCGCCGCCCCUCUCCCGGGGCACCGCCUUCGUAGGAUCGUGCUCGGGCCAAGCCAUAUCGGCAUCCGCUGUAGAUGGAGGUCCCUCUCCCUCUCAAUCGCCAGUCGCCCUCUUUUCUUCCCGUCCCGUCCCCGCCUCCGGCACGCCGCCCCCCUCUCCGGUCGCGGGGCCACCUUGGUCCGUGCGGCCGCCGACGGCGAGAGCAAGGCCGGGUCGGAGGCCCUGGUGGAUGCGUUGCAGCUAGUGGCUCUUUUCGCCCUCUGGUACAUCUUCAACAUAUACUUUAACAUAUUCGACAAACAGGUUUUGAAAGUGUAUCCAUUCCCAAUAACUAUCACAGCUUUUCAAGUUGCCAUUGGAACAGUUCUUGUCUUUCUGAUGUGGUCUACAAACCUUUACAAAAGACCUAAGCUUUCUUCUUCACAGCUUGUAGCAAUCCUGCCAUUGGCUAUUUUCCACACAUUGGGCAACCUUUUCACUAAUAUGAGCUUGGGAAAAGUUGCUGUUUCAUUCACUCACACAAUCAAAGCUAUGGAGCCUUUUUUUACAGUCAUCCUGUCUGCCUUAUUCCUUGGAGAGCUUCCUAAUAUUUCAGUUUUAACUUCUCUUGUGCCAAUUGUUGGUGGUGUUGUUUUGGCAUCCUUCACUGAAGCAUCCUUUAACUGGGCUGGAUUUUGGAGCGCAAUGGCAUCCAACCUUACCAAUCAAUCUCGUAAUGUAAUCAGCAAGAAAUUCAUGGUUAAGAAAGAGGAAUCUCUGGACAACAUAAAUCUCUUUUCCAUAAUUACAAUUAUGUCAUUUUUCUUGUCAGCCCCUCUAGUUCUAUUUACGGAAGGCAUCAAGUUCACCCCAUCAUAUGUGCAUUCUGCUGGUUUAAAUCUUCAAGAGAUAUAUGUGAGGUCUCUUCUUGCUUCGCUCUGUUUUCAUGCUUAUCAACAGAUUUCAUAUAUGAUUUUGGCUAGGGUGUCCCCUGUCACCCAUUCAGUUGGCAAUUGCGUCAAGCGUGUGGUGGUCAUUGUGGCGUCAGUUCUCUUUUUCAGUAUCCCAGUUUCACCUAUUAAUUGUCUUGGAACUGGUAUGGCCCUAGCUGGUGUUUUCCUGUAUUCAAGGGUGAAGAGUACCGGGACAAAGCCUGCAUGAGAAUUCUAGAUACGGCAACUCUGACAUGUAGUUGUGUUGCUCCCCUUUUCUUUUGUUGUAGAUGUGGGUGUUCUCAAGAGUGGACCUUUUUAUUGGAAGCAUGGAACUGGGGUCAUGGUUAUUCAGCAUAAUCUGUAAUGUUUUUUUCUUUUUUUUUCCCCCACCUCCCCUUGUCAAUUUUUAGCAGUAUCUGUCUGCUAGAUUUCAAAUGACAGAUUGUGUUCGGUUGGUCUUUCCCCUCGUAUGAGAAGACUGAAGAUGAUGCAUGAACUCUAGACGGUGCUGUGCAUGGCAUGAUGGGCGCAGGGGAAGUUCAGUUACUUGGACCCUGAUAGUGGACAAAGAAUUUUUCAUGGUUGAACCAUGUAUGUUUGUCACAUUCUUCUUUAAAAUGAUAUAUGCACAUUCGGAGUGGAUCCGUUUGGUUCAAGAA
Messenger RNA from Phoenix dactylifera (date palm), 1759 nucleotides. RefSeq names its product phosphoenolpyruvate/phosphate translocator 2, chloroplastic-like. NCBI's taxonomy places the organism in Eukaryota, Viridiplantae, Streptophyta, Magnoliopsida, Arecales, Arecaceae. The record is from RefSeq and is a predicted model, not a curated record. Gene Ontology annotation, molecular function: transmembrane transporter activity. Gene Ontology annotation, biological process: transmembrane transport. Gene Ontology annotation, cellular component: membrane.